AUGCGCUUGGUCGAUCUUCCUGCUGUUGGUAAUCAUUUUACUUGGUUAAAUAGCAGCGGAAGUUGUCGUAGUAGAUUAUGCAGAUUCCUAUUGUCGGAUAGUUUAAUUGACAAAUGGAGAAUUACUGCUCAAUAUGUUAGGGAUAAAGACGUCUCUGGUCAUAGGCCUGUAUGGAUCAAAGCUAGUCAUGUUAACUGGGGGCCCAAGCCAUUCAAAGUCUUUAGCUGCUGGUACAAACAUCCACAAUUUCAUGACUUUGUCAAGUCUGUUUGGGAUUCUUCUGCUAUUGGUGGUGAUGCAACAAAUGUGUUGUCAGUAAAGUUAAGACUCCUUAGAACGCGUCUUUGGUGGUGGAAUACAAAUGUUUUUGGGUUGAUUGACUUAAAAAUUAAAGAUGAGGUUUCUAAAGUUAAUAAAAUUGAAGAUGAGGUAACUUGGUCUGGGGAAGAAAUCUCUGACAGUGACCUUAACAUUAAAGCUACUGCACUAGAAGCUUUUUAG
Molecule: messenger RNA, 501 nt
Organism: Lathyrus sativus (Indian pea)
Lineage: Eukaryota; Viridiplantae; Streptophyta; Magnoliopsida; Fabales; Fabaceae
Source: the annotation of a GenBank genome assembly